Messenger RNA from Aspergillus uvarum CBS 121591, 1086 nucleotides. RefSeq lists its product as uncharacterized. The coding region runs from base 342 to 773 and encodes 143 amino acids. Lineage: Eukaryota; Fungi; Ascomycota; Eurotiomycetes; Eurotiales; Aspergillaceae. The record is from RefSeq and is a predicted model, not a curated record. The transcript has 3 exons.
GCUGAAUCUAGGGUCCGAUGAAACCAGCUUCCAUUCAACAUUUCUAGCCUCGCUCGUGUUUGGCGUCCACCAAAUGCUGCGCCAUCAGCUUGGCUGUCGGAACAUUGGUUUGAACCGUCCCUUGGCGCUGAGAUGAGAAGCCUCAGUCUUAGCUAAAUCACGGAGCUCACCAUCUCGCAUAGACAUCAGAAGUCAGCGGAGGCUGGUCUGUAUAAAGUCUCUCACUUUCCUCCCUUGAAAGGAGGACAACAGACAACAGAAAACAAUCAAGCGACCUCACUACCGAAAACGACCUUACCUAUCGAUAUAACUACCAGAACAUACAACAAACGUCUUCCAACAUGACCGAAUGGCUCAACAGUCUCUACCCCGUCUACGGUGACCACGAAAACGAGAAACCCAGCAACACCAUCCCCGUCGUCGACGACAAGAACGGCGACAUCAACGCGGGCUUCGGCGGAAAGUACGUCUGGCUGGUGGCCAACUACAUCCGGGACCCACAGAACUGCCUUCACAACAUUAAGAUAGUGGUCUCGGACACGGAGAAGCCAGGGCAGAUGGACCUAGCCAAAGGGGCCGGGGGACAAUACCGCUACCUGGAGACCUCGACCGUGGCCGCGGAGGGUUUCGGGAUUUCGAACCUGAAGCUCCUGCGAAGCACGGAUGAGGUGAGCAGCACCGAUCUUCGAGGGUUGGGAUAUCGCGGGUGGACGGCGGAUAUCAAUGCAGGUCGGGGAGGGGAUUAUUUGCAUCUGGUCUGGAGGAAUGGUUGAGUACUGGUGGCUUCUAUGAUUGAGGGUUUGGACUGGUGAUACCAAGGCGCCGGCAUAGGUAUUACCAUAUGGACUUGUAUCGCUUGGUCCCUUCACUUCAUUAGUGAGUUUUGGUUGUACAGGGCUUCCGGAUACCGAAGUCACUACCUACGCUCUUCAAUUGUUUCAGCAGCCCCAAGAUGAAACCACGCUAAACAUAAUCUGAAAGCCGGAUGGAAUAACAAUACUCCGCAAGGUUACAGUGUACUGUGAUAACAUGUAUUAUAUACGGUAAUCUAUAGAAACAUCUAGACUUAUAAAAGUGGCAAACUGG